AGCGCGCCCAGCUGUGACCCAAACACGGAAGCGAAUCAAACGCCUGCGAAAGCAAAAGUCCUGACUCUUUGUUGUUACAUACACACAUUUUAGACGUUAUUCGUCAUGUGAACAUUUAAAGUUUUAUAACGUAAAUCUCACAUUGUGUGCUCACGAUGGUUUUUUCUUGUUGUCGAGUUACUGUGCCGCUUUUUAUCGCGGUUUUAUCCAUUGCUGUCGCCGUCGUCGCUCAAAACCUGGGUAAGUUGAUUUAAUAUGAAGAAGUUGAGUGUGAGUGUGUUAAUAAAUGAUCGAUAUGCCCUUGAAUUGUAGACCGAGGGAAAAUACUGUAAAGGUAUUUUCUUUAACUUGUAACGGUGACUGUAGUAAGUUUACUAACAGCGCCCCCACCUGGCCGUUUCCUCCCUCCUGACAUUUCUUGUGUAACUCCGGCUGUUCUCCACAGCGAUGCCGCCCCCUCUGUCCGCCGUCCUCGGUGUGUGCUCUCUGACCGGGAUGGCUCUCUUAUGGAGGGAUAUAAGCUCCAAGAUGAAGGGUGAAAACAGGACUUUAAGCAGUCUGCUCAGUCAGUAUCUGGCCGUGAAGGGUGUGGGCUGGCUGGGCAGGAGACAGAGACGGAAACUUGAAGCUGAUACUCUCAAUGUGAAGCGAGUGCAGGAGGAGACUCUGCUGAAGCGCCUGCGUAAAAAUGCAGACACAUGUUAUGGAAGACAGUACGAGUUUAGCUCAAUAACAGGUAAGAAAUCUCAUGGAGACAUGUCACAAUAUCACAUGGUGUUUUUAAAUUAUGCUUGACUGUGUUGCCGGUUUAAAAACUGCAGGUGUUGUAAAACUUACCAUGUGUUUGUCCUCUGAGCAGCUGUGAUGUAACGUAAGUUAAUGUAAAGAUACGGUGGCCGAGAACCGCCACUGCUGCAAAUUAAAAAAAAAACAAAACAAAAGAAGUCACAACGAAAGUUACUGAUGAAAAAAAGAGAACCUGAAGCUUGCUGUGAAUAAAGAAACAGUUUUACCAACAUGGCCCUAGUUUUACUAACUUUGGUAACGACCACACGAUAGCAAUACACAGUGGUCUGAGGAGCCAUAAACAAACCUCAACCAAAAAGCCACUCUAUAGCCACAAAUGAUGCUCAGAACAGCACCUAACUUCAUCAACAGUACAUACAGAGUCCAAGCCAUAGUAGUAGCCACCAAACAUCUUUUUAGCUUUUCCUAAUUUCUUUAGCAAAGAGAUGAAACACAACUCACCUACUCUCUUCCAGCAGCCGCUUGUUUGUAGCGGGACCUCAGACCAGUCCAUUACGGACUGCUGCGGGGUGAUGCAGCUCAAGGAAUAACAUUUAUGGGUGUCUAACUCUGUGUUACUGUGUGUUUGACCCUAAAUUAAUUUUAUGCUGGAAUAUCCCUUUAAAAACAGGCAUGAUUCUGUAGUGGAAAUCACAUCAUGGGCUCAAAACCACACACAAAAACUAUUCUCUGUGGACACAGUUUGUGACUAUGUCCACAAAUGCUGGGGGAAAAUAGUAUGAACAUGAUCUAGAAACACAGAAGACUUUUUUUGGACUGAAUCUUAUAGUUUGUUAUUUUUAUUUCAACAUUUGGUGUGUCAAUUUUGCACUCUUUUCAAUCAAAUAUAUUGGUUUACAUGAUUUUUAAAAAAGUCACAUUCUAUUUUUCAUCAACAUUUACUCAGCAUCCCGACUUUUUUGGAAUUGGAUUUGUACAUUAGUGAUGGUAAGACAAAGGAGUGGAUAUUGGCAGUCACAAAGCUGUGUUGACUUUCUAAGAUAAAAAAAAUGUACAAGAUGAUAGAAUCAAAAAAGAUAGAUGAUGGGAGAAUAUUUAAACAACCUUAUUAUUAAAUUUGUAAUAUUAUGUGAUAAAAUAUAGAAUUUUUUUCACCUUCAGCUGCACCUGAAUUCACUACAGAAAGUGUAAGAUAGAUUUGUGUGAGUCCCAUAUGCAAAAACAUUAAAGCUGCCUCAUUUGUUUCUUAGACAGUGAUGUAUUCCGUGCACGCCACCCCAUCACCACAUACGAGCACUACCGUGAUCUCAUCAAACGCAUCGCAGUGGGAGAGGAGAAAGUGAUUCUGGCUGAGAAACCGCUCAUCCUCGCCAUGACCUCCGGGACAUCAGGAGCCAGCACGAUGCUGCUAAGCACCAAGGACACGAACACCGAGUUCUUCCUGCAGGUGAAAAUGAUAAUUCUGGUUGUGUAUGUAUUGUAGCUGCCGCUGUCUUGUUGUUCUGCAUAUAAAACUGUAUUUAUAAUCCGUCAGGGAGUUGCUGUUUGUUUAGAAGCCAUGAGAACAGCAUUUCCAGCGACCGACAGCCUCCAGCGUACAACAAAAUUCUUCUAUACUCCCACCUUUCGACAGUCUGAGGCUGGUAUUCCUAUUGGACCGAACUCUUCCACGCCAGCCUCCUCCCGCCACAUGCUCAAUCUUUACACCACCCCAGCUCCUGCCUUUGAGGUAAAUAUGACUGAUAGUGUUUGAAAUACAACAGUUUUUAUACAUUCAAAUAUCUCCAAUCCUUUCUUUCAGGUUCCCAGUGAGAAGGACACCCUUUACCUGCAUCUCCUGUUUGCUCUCAAAGACCCCAGCGUGGGAACGCUUGAGUCUAACUUUGCCUCCACAGUCUUCUAUGCUUUCAGUGCUUUACAGGUGAUUUAUUUUUCAGAUCAUGUUUGCAUAUCCUGAAAAAAAGUCCUCUGAAUUUCUCCACGAUUGUUCCAUUUUAUAUUUUUAAAGGUGCGUGUUUGUAGCAAAAAGUAACAUCUUGUUUCCCAAAUGUUCUGUCUAUUAUUUAAAUUUUCAUGAAAGAGAAAAACACGGUGAAACUUCCCAUAUUGCUGGAUUCUUCAUGCACGCCAAGUUGAUUCCCACGUGAACACUUUGAAGUAAAAAGGGAUUGAAAUUCAUUAGCACGGCCUCAGUCCCGGUCUACUUGAAAAACCGCACAUAUAAUUAGUUUGAUGAACUGAAGAUUGGAAAAGUAAUUUUCUUCUGAUCUCCCCUCCAUCCCACAGGAUCGCUGGCAGGAGCUCGUCGAGGAUAUUGAACAGGGAAAGAUCAGCAGUAGUCUGGCGCUGGAGCCCAAAGUGAGGUCACAACUCGAGACCCUGAUGAAGCCGGAUCCAAAGAGGGCUGCGCAGCUCAGGGCCCACUUUGAGGAGGGCUUCCGUGGGAUCGCGAAACGUCUUUGGCCUGACCUCCACCUGGUGCUGGCUGUUGAUUCAGGCUCUAAUCAGAUCUAUGGAGACAUGUUGAGAGAGAACUACUGCCAGGGGGUGCCUUUUUAUUCGCCAUUUUACGCCGCCACAGAAGGUAUGAAUCCCAAAAGAAGUUAGUCAAAAAUCCUGUCAUUUUAUUCAUCAUUUAGUUUCCUCUCCAUGUAUGAUGUAAAAGUACAUGAUUAAUACAUUCACAUCCAAUUUAUGAUCAGCUCUGAUUGUGUGUUUGGGCCCCUGCAGGUCUGAUAGGGGUGAACCUGUGGCCUCAAGAGCCAAACAGACGCUACCUGCUGUGUCCACGUUCAAUGUUUUGUGAGUUCCUGCCGGAGGUUAGCCUGGAGGAGGAGACCCCUCCCACCCUGUUAAUGGAGGAGGUGAUGGAGGGACAGAACUAUGAGCUGGUUGUCACAAAUGCUUCAGGACUCUUCAGGUCUGGAUUCAUUUACUGCUGAAUAAAAGUCGAAAUAAAAGAUUAAAAAAUUAACUUGUUGGUUGAAUUUAGACAACUUUCAGGAAUAUAAUAAAUGAAGUAAGGGCUGGUUAAAGUAAAUUUCUCGUAACAUAAAAUAAGAUACCACCUUGGAUCUGUUUAGGAGUCCUUUUUCUCAUUUUAGUUCCACUUGUCUGCACUCUGUUUUGUCAAACAAUCUCAGGUUCUAGUUGUAUCCUCCCAUGACGUGAAUAACCCUGUUAUUUUUGCCUGUGUUGUAGAUAUCGUAUUGGAGACAUUGUGAAAGUCGUUGGAUUCCACAACCAGUGUCCUGUUGUCGAGUUUCAAUACAGGUACAGCUGAUGUGCUAAACUAUAUAUAGUUUUUGAAAAAUAUUCAAAGUGUCUAAAUGUUUCCUUCUUUCAUGUUUGUGUCAUCUCUCAGACGGGGUCAGAUGUUAAAUGUCCGAGGGGAGAAAGUGUCCGAGGCGCUGUUCCUCGAUGCCCUGAAGAAAGCAGUUUCUCAGUGGCCGGGAGCUCAGCUAGUGGACUACAGCUGUGCUGAGAGCGGCAUCAUGGGUAAGAAAAGUUACCCUGAUAUUCUUCAGUUGUAGAUACCUUCCCAUCCCUAACAGACAUCCUGCUUUUCUCCACUAAGUCCUCUGUGUGCUAGAUUUCUUACUGCCUGUUUCAGCCAUUCAUCACUGUCACUGAAGGCUUUAGAUAGGACUUAGUUAAAAUGAAAAUUCCAACACUAAAGGAUCUCUAGUGCAUCAUUAAGUUCAAGUACUUCACAGCGAGGGAAUGAGGGGUAUCACUGUUUAAUUUAAAUGUCUUUCACUGCGUUGUUAUAGGAGAUUCAAUAGGCGGUUCAGAUCCUCAUUACCAGGUCUUUAUAGAGCUGAGAGGCGUGAGGAAUCUCACAGAGGAGCAGCGCUACAAAGUAAGACAAACCCCGCAUAAAGAAGCAACACUCAGCAGGUUUUAUUUCUGCAGCUGGGGUUAUAUCUCUUUCUUUUUUGUUUUUGUUCCAGCUGGACGUCUGCCUCCAGCAGGACUCAGCCGUCUACAAGUCCUUCCGCAUCAAAGGCAGCAUCGGGCCAAUGAGGGUGCAGCUGGUUGCGGAGGGUGCAUUCAAGGAACUUCGCAAACAUAUGAUGGCCUUCUCGAACACCUCGCCCAACACAUUCAAAAUGCACCGAGUGCUGCGGAGGAAAGAAUAUGCUGACUUCCUACUGGGAAAAACUGUGUCCUGAAGCCUGACAAGGCAAAUUUUGCAGACUCUGACAGUGGUGAGCUGAAUGAACAAAAUCUCUGCAGUAUUCUUAUGAAACACUCACGGGUGAGUUGGGAAGUUGUGCCUUAAGGGACUGAUGUUCACAAACUCAACACACUCCUUUUCUGUCGAUUUAAUAACUUACAAGCUGAACUAUAUUUAUUUUGAUAUUAAACUGAACUGUUAAGCUUUAGCUGUUGUAUUUUAUGGUGAAAAAAAGCAACAUAAAUGCAUCAAACUUUGGUUUUUAGUUUGUUGCUUUGUCAACAAACCUUGGAUGUGGUUCUUCAAGUUUAUUGGGUAGCAUAAAAAUGGGGGAAAAAAAACCUUCCUCAGCGACUGUGCUUCAAAAAAUACUCUCUUUUUCAAGGACAUGAUCCAUUCAGUUGAUACCACAUGGUACCUUUGAAUGCUAACCGUCCCAGAAGUGCAGUCACCUUUUGAAGAUGAAAGCAACACUUGACAAGGAUUUACAAUCCAAUAACAAACCCUUCUUGUUGGUUUUGAUGCGAAAAAGUUGACUUAAAUAAGACCAAGAAAAAAAAAACAUUUCAAACUUGAGAACUGUUUUAAUUUGAGUCUUUUUUAAUAUAAAUUAAGGCAGCUAACAGGAAUCUUAGACUUAAAAGGAUAUUAUACUUGCAACACACAUAACUUACAUGCAGGGCUUAAAUAUUACCACUAGGGGGAGGUAGUCAUGUAUGCAAAAUAGAUGCUGAAGCCUCCUGCUGCUGUACUUCAGUCAUCAUUUUACAGCUUCUCUGUCCUCUCCAAACUAAACAGAUGUAUUUAUAGUUAUACCACAGGGGUGUCUCUCCUUCAGCUGAGUUUCUAGCUCCUUACUGUACACCAACAUGGCAAUCUGUCAACUGUGUUGUGGUGUGCAUGCUUAUCUCCUGCAGGUCAUAAAGUGGGCUAAUAUUUUUAGCCAUGUCCCAUUUCAGCUAAGAUCUGACACAGCUCUUGCUGUACUUUGGCUCCUUAUCGUGAUCAGACCUCCCCGGGAGUCAAACGAAAAAGCUGUAAUUCACCACAGUGAAGCCUGAGUAAAAAUACCUGAAAUAUUUAUUUUAAAGCAAAGUAUUAUAUGUUAGUUUUACAAAGUUUCCAACAGUUUAAUAGUGAAAACACAAGGGUGUGAAAGCCGAUUAUCUCUCAUUCUUGAUGAACUCAUAAAUAAGUGAGUAAGUAACUAAAUUGGGGAUGAUGGAGAGUGAGGCAGGGAAUGGGCUAGGAGCAUAGACUGUAUGUAAUAUGGACAACUUGGUUCUGCCUGUAUGUGGAUUUGAAGCCAAAAAGCUCUCGGUAUUUCCGUGAUUUUUCUUCAUUUCCUGAAACCAGCGAUGCGCGCAUUCAGGCGCGCAGUUGCUGAGAGUCGCUGUGAUGACGCUUGGUUUAAACAGCGUAUCCCCCGGGAGAGCUACGCAAUCCCUGAACGCCCAUAGGCUGUAUCAGGUGUCAGUCAUAGAAAACAUGAACCCCCUAAUAACUUUCAAAAACGGAGCUUCACAGAAAAAAAAGGACUUGAGCACAAACCAGACUUACAGUAACUACAUGUCAACAUCACAAGCAGGGGGAGAAAACUUUAUAUUCUGUUUGAUAAAUUUCUAAAGGUUGUCCACAGCUCCAUGAGCUUUGCUGGCAGAGGCGGGAUUUAUGACCUAUACUGCAGCCCAUCACCAGAGGGUGCUGUUCUCGGAGUGGCUUCACCCAGCGAGGGGGCAAACUCCGUCCAUUCUAUAUACAGUCUAUGGGUAGGAGGCAGAGUGGUGUGAACCUACCUAAAGGCCCGGGUAAUGUGAAGACACUGGCCAGCAUUACUCAAUAUCACUGAUAGACCCUUGUGUGAUCUGUUAGAAUGAAAGAGGCGGGCUUUACAGGACAUACUAGAGCCAGUCACUAGGGGGAGCUGUAAAGGAUUUGACUAUGGGGUUAGGUGCUGUCCUGUCCAUUUUUGUUUAACGGUUUUUUGGUCUACCCAAAUCUAAAAGGUGGACUUGAAGCUGUCUAAAAGCCUCAUGGCAAACAGCUACAGUGUGCCCACCUGUCAGUCAAAUCAACUGUACCCUGAUCGUACAACUUUGAGAAUAACUCCAGCCUUUAUGACAUUAAAUAUUAAGUCCAAAAUUACACUUCACUCUGAAUUUAGUACAAUCCCACUUUUUGCAGAUGUGUUUAAGAGAAAAACUAUUCCUGCCAUUAAAACCAGCCCCUAGUGGACACAUGAGGAACAGCUUUUUUGCACCUCUUUGUUUGCUUCAUAUUGAGUGAGAGAGGUUGCUGCUUGGGUUUCAAAAAUACUGUUCAUAAGGUUUAAAAUUCUUUGUUCACUCAAAACAAUAUUUCAUUAUUUCACCUCUUGCUACAUAUUGAAAAAACAAAUUAUUUCCAUGUCAGAUCAGGAGUUUCCCAGGAUUAAAGCCACAACAGUAAUUUGUAAAGCCGUGCACGUGACGGGGAUAAAUCAUUUUCUGUUUUGAAAUUUCAUCACGAUGGUUGUCAUGAUCCCAAACACCGAUCUAAAGAUGGCAUGCUGGGUCAAUAAAGCCUGAUUCCACUUUUUAAUA
This is a messenger RNA of Xyrichtys novacula (pearly razorfish), 7509 nucleotides long. NCBI's taxonomy places the organism in Eukaryota, Metazoa, Chordata, Actinopteri, Labriformes, Labridae. The record is from the annotation of a GenBank genome assembly.